Elephantulus edwardii (Cape elephant shrew) is the source of this 303-nucleotide messenger RNA. RefSeq names its product ribosomal protein L30 (gene RPL30). Lineage: Eukaryota; Metazoa; Chordata; Mammalia; Macroscelidea; Macroscelididae. Gene Ontology annotation, cellular component: cytosolic large ribosomal subunit. Gene Ontology annotation, molecular function: structural constituent of ribosome; RNA binding. The record is from RefSeq and is a predicted model, not a curated record. The coding region runs from base 1 to 303 and encodes 100 amino acids. The transcript has 4 exons.
AUGGUGGCUGCGAAAAAGACGAAAAAGUCCCUGGAGUCGAUCAACUCGAGGCUCCAGCUUGUUAUGAAAAGCGGGAAAUAUGUGCUGGGGUACAAGCAGACUCUGAAGAUGAUCAGGCAAGGAAAAGCCAAGCUGGUCAUCCUCGCCAACAACUGCCCAGCCUUGAGGAAAUCUGAAAUAGAGUACUAUGCGAUGUUGGCCAAAACUGGUGUCCAUCACUACAGUGGCAAUAAUAUUGAACUGGGCACAGCAUUUAGUGUUAAUGAGAGCGCGGCAGACGUGGUGACAAGACUUUUGGGCUAA